AUGGGAGUCUGGAACAAUGCGCCGCCUGAGGCACGCACCCGUCGUGGAAACUGGCCGACACUGCUCUUCAGCUGGUGGUGUACUAUCUUUGCUGCUGUCAUUAUCCUCACGCGCCUGGCUGGCAGAAAGAUUCGAAGUGGCCGACUCUUCCAGGAGGACAAGGUCAUGGCCCUGAGUCUCAUCCCGCUGUUCGCGCGCAUGGGGCUGGUCCAUGUCAUCCUNUUGUACGGAACCAACAAUGUUCAGUCUGCAAACCUCACUCCUUACGAGAUCUACCUUCGCCAGAUAGGCUCAAAACUGGUCCUCGCAUCACGCAUUAAUUACGCUCUCUUCAUCUGGAUCAGCAAGUUCACUGUCUCUGAAUUUCUCAAGCGCAUCACCAGUGCCAUCUGGCGACGGAGCUAUGAGAUUAUCCUUCAUUGUAUCCGCGUCUUUCUUAUUGCAACCUUCAUCGCCGUAGUCAUAGCCACUCUUUCCGAAUGCCAACCCUUCGACCAUGUAAGCACAUCAUCCAUAUACACACCUUGCUGCGUGUGCUCUAACACCACAUCANNGUACUGGCAAGUCGUGCCAGAUCCCGGCCCUCAAUGCAGACAGGGCUACGCUCAGCUCAUCACUAUGGGUACCGCCGACAUUAUUACCGAUAUCCUCCUCGUCGCCUUCCCAAUCCCAAUCGUCGCACGCUCGCAGAUUCGCCUGAAACGCAAGCUCUCCCUCGUCUGUCUCUUCAGCUUCUCCGUCGCCCUUAUCGUCAUUACAGGAUUGCGCAUCCCUUAUGUCAUCCAACAUCACGGACGUCAACAAUAUCGCACCGUCUGGGCAUCCAUUGAGAUCCUUGCUUCUGCUGCCGUCUCCAACGCCAUCAUUCUAGGCACUUUCGUCAAAGACCGAGGUGUCAAAAGNAACAAAUACAGACCCGAUGCCACUCUGGACACGAUAUCUCGUGCUGAGACACGUCGCGCCACUGUCGCAUCCUUCCAUCGCGACAGUGAGGAGGCUUUGUUCAGACAAAUGGGUGUUCGCAUGCCCGACGAGCUUUGUUACCCAACAUCUCCUCUGCCGAGACCUGCGCCAGUUGCCCGCAUCUCCAACUCGAAAAUGCCUCAUCAGCACGAGCUUCUCAUGUCGCCUGCCGACACCAGUGAUGGACCACCCAGCCCACAUGACAGUGCUGAUGCUCUACGCAAACCUUCGGAUACCGCACCCUCAUCAUCUACAGGCCAAAGCGUCUCGUUCUUCGAUGUGGGUGGUCUGCUUGGUGGCAGCGAACCUCGACAAGGUUCCGGCACUACCGCUCAGGAUUUUGCCGUCCAAGGCCCCCGAACACCUGGUGCAUCCAGACCAACCCAAGACAUACUUUCAGAUCUCGGCGGGAGAUUAUCUUUGACAAGGAGCCGAUCUCAUCGUACGAAUACACAUAGGGACCGAUCACGAUCACGUCCAGCACGUAGCAGAGAUGGUCCUGCUUCGCGGCCACCGUCGCAAUUAGACCGUCGACGAGAGAAUAGUGACACGCUAAGUCUGCAAGAUAUUGGUGGUCUGCUUGGAGGCAGUCUACCCAGCCAAAGCAGACCUGCGCCGCUCGAACCUAUUUCGCCUACCACCCGAGCACCUCCAUCAAGCAUACCGCCAGAUUCUCAAGCACCCCGAAUGGUGACUUUCCCAGUUACUCGACAAAGGCCUCUGAGCGAUGACCUCUGCCUCCAAGACGUAGGCGGUCUGUUGAAAUAG
This is a messenger RNA of Aureobasidium musti, 1731 nucleotides long. NCBI's taxonomy places the organism in Eukaryota, Fungi, Ascomycota, Dothideomycetes, Dothideales, Saccotheciaceae. The record is from the annotation of a GenBank genome assembly.